This is a messenger RNA of Oncorhynchus nerka (sockeye salmon), 7463 nucleotides long. RefSeq names its product receptor-type tyrosine-protein phosphatase gamma-like. The coding region runs from base 511 to 4770 and encodes 1419 amino acids. Gene Ontology annotation, molecular function: protein binding; protein tyrosine phosphatase activity. The record is from RefSeq and is a predicted model, not a curated record. The transcript has 28 exons. Lineage: Eukaryota; Metazoa; Chordata; Actinopteri; Salmoniformes; Salmonidae. Gene Ontology annotation, biological process: protein dephosphorylation.
CUCACAUGCAUGCCGCUACUUCCUGGAUGGAAGAAUGGAACCAAAGACAGUUCGGUACGUUUAGAAAGUCUGUGAUGGAACGCUUCCAGCACUGCCUUUGCAACAUUCUCUCUACAUUCAUAAGUGGCGCCGCGGGUCGCCGCUGAAUGGACGAACAUAAUCAGUAGCCUAUUCUUCGACCAUUUUUUCCCUCAAGUUGACGAAAUUGAUUCGGGCUCGUUGACUUUCACCUCUAUGAUUCACUUUGGGAAUGUAGAAAGAAAGCUUGGAUGCAUGUGGCCGACUGUGACAAAACUAUUUUUCUGCGGUUCACAGCCAUAGAUAUUCCUUGAAACAGAUGCUUAAUUGGCUUGAAGUGAAUUGCCAUCAAACUACACUCCAUCUGACACUACAGUUGGGUUUGUGCCCUAUGUGCUAACGUCUGUUUUCUACAAUCAAGUUUAUGUAAUUUUGUAGACCUCAAACUUUGUCACCCGUUGCCUUCUUGUUGCUCUCGAUGAGUAUUUUGACAUGCGGAGAAUACUGGAACCGAGUCACUGGUGGACCUUAUUCAUCAUUUGUUCAGCCUUGGCCGUGUUUACCGACUGUCAUCCUGCUCUACAGGGUGGCCAGUCGGGGUCAGUAGGAGAGGAGCACCAUGGGAGCAUGGGGGGCGGGGUGAGGGAGAGGAGGGCCACAGGAGGAAACUCCUACUGGGCUUAUUCCGGGACCCACAGUCCUGGGGUCUGGACCUCCUCAUACCCUGAGUGUGCGGAGAGGAACCAAUCACCGGUGGACAUCUCAGACAAGGAUGCCAAGGUGUCUCAGGAGUGCCAGGAGCUGACCCUCAACGGGUUCAACGCCGAGUCAUCCAACAAGACCUCCAUGAAGAACACAGGAAAGACAGUGGCUGUUCUGCUGAAGGAUGACUAUUUUGUACGGGGGGCAGGACUACCUGGACGCUUCAAGGCGGAGAAGAUCGAGUUCCACUGGGGUCAGAGUAACGGAUCAGCAGGGUCGGAACACAGCAUCAACAGCAGGAGGUUCCCCGUGGAGAUGCAGAUAUACCUGUACAACUCAGAUGACUUUGACAGUCUCAGUGCGGCCAUCAAGGAGAAGCGCAUCAUUGCUGCGAUGGCUGUGUUUUUUGAGGUGGGGCGGCGAGACAAUCCAGCCGUAGAGCCCAUCAUCCAGGGACUGAAACGGGUCGUACACCACGAGAAGGAGACAUUCCUGAGUUCCUUCGUCCUGAGGGAUCUGCUACCGUCAUCGUUGGGGAGUUACUACCGCUACACAGGCUCUCUCACCAUCCCGCCCUGCAGCAAGGUGGUCGAGUGGAUCGUCUUAUCCAGACCCGUUUUCCUCUCCCACUCACAGCUGGAGGCGUUCUACUCCAUCUUCACCACGGAGCAGCAGGACCAUGUGAAGUCGGUAGAAUACCUGAGAAACAACUACAGACCCCUCCAGGACCUGGACAACCGGGAGGUGUUGAAGUCUGCCGUUAAAGAUGCCUGGCAGAGGGACCAGACCGACAACCUGGGACUGGGUACAGAUGGCACCACGGACGCAUCCAGAGUCUGUAGCAGUGCCCCGGUCAACAUGAAGAUCCAGCCUCUGAAUGGCACUGCCCUGGUGGUGAGCUGGCAGCGCCCGCUCAUGGUUUACCACCCGCCUAUCACCAGCUUCAUGGUCUCCUACAGCUGGGUGAAGAGUGAUGUGGCCUACGAGAAGACCUUCACCAAGACUGGGGACCAGAACAUGAAGGCGGUGAUAACCCACGUGUCUCCAGACAUCCUGUAUCUGUUCAGAGUCCAGGCGGUGUGCCAGAGAGACCUACGCAGUGACUUCAGCCAGACACUGCUCUUCAGAGCUAACACCACCAGGAUAUUUGAGGGAACACGGAUAGUGAAAACUGGCAUGCCCACUGUCUCCCCAGCCUCCUCGGCAGACAUGGCUCCCAUAAGCUCCGGAUCCUCUACCUGGACCUCCUCUGGCCUCCCCUUCUCCUUCGUCUCUAUGGCUACAGGGGGCAUGGGCCCCUCGUCUAGCGGCAGUCAGGCCACGGUAGCAUCGGUGGUAACCAGCACCCUUCUGGCCGGCCUGGGCUUCAGCGGAGGGGUCAUCUCCUCCCUGCCUGGCUCUCUCUGGCCCACCCAGGCCCCUGCAGCCAGCCCUGGGUCUAACCCCGGCCUGGGUCCCAGCCGCCAGCCUGCCCAGCCCCAGGCCUCCACCGAGCCCCCCACAGCCCCUCAGGGUGGUUCUGACACGGACACCCCCACAGAGGAGAAAGAGGCGGGGGUGGACAGGGAGAACGAGGCGGAGGAGGGAGAGGGAGAGGAGGAUGAAGGGGAAGACGACAGGAGGAGGAAGAAGAAUAACAAGACAACGCCUGAUGAGGUGGAGAUGCAUCUAAAUGACACUGUGGUCAAAGAGCCCAUUUCCGCCCUCACCCCCACAGCCACAGCCAAAGAGAAAGGACAGGGGCAGGGAGAGCCUGUUGCUAACAGCACCACAGUGCCAAUAAGUGGAGGGGAGGACCAACUGAUCAGAGUGGACAGUAACACAGGGCCCACUGUGGAGCCAAAGAAUGACACAGAAGAGAGAGAGAUACAGAUUCCCCAGAGCCCAACACGCUCCUCGAAGACUAGCGGGGAAGAGAAGAGCCUUUGGCCUUUCUCUGUCCACACUGACAGGACCAGUGUGUCCAACAUGACCCGCAGCCCUCACCCCGGGGUGGGCAGGAUGGAGUGGAUCCUCCCCCUGGUGGUCGUCUCUGCGCUCACUCUGCUCUGCCUCAUCAUGCUACUGGCUGUCCUGGUCUACUGGAGGAGGUUUUUCCAGACAGCUCACUUCUACGUGGAGGACAGUAGUUCUCCCAGGGUGGUGGCCAAUGAGAACAUCCCCGUCAUCCCCAUCCCAGAUGACGUGGACGCCAUCCCCGUCAGGCAGUUAAUCAAACACAUCACGGAGCUCUACUCCAACAACCUGCACGGCUUCUCCGAGGAGUUUGAGGAGGUCCAGCGUUGUACGGUGGACCUGAAGAUCACAGCAGAACAUUCCAAUCACCCUGACAACAAGCACAAAAACAGAUACAUCAACAUCGUGGCCUAUGAUCACAGUAGGGUGAAGUUACGACCCUUGACUGGGAAAGAUGCCAAACACAGUGACUUCAUCAACGCUAACUAUGUAGAUGGUUACAAUAGUCCCAAGGCCUACAUCGCGGCCCAGGGCCCUCUCAAGUCCACUUUCGAGGACUUCUGGAGGAUGGUGUGGGAACAGAACACUGGUAUCAUCGUCAUGAUCACUAACCUGGUAGAGAAAGGAAGGAGGAAAUGUGACCAGUACUGGCCCACAGAGAGCAGUGAGGAGUAUGGCAACAUCGUGGUCACUCUGAAGAGUACUAACGUUCAUGCCUGCUACACACUGAGACGAUUCCUUAUACGGAACACCAAAGUCAAAAAGGGUCAGAAGGGCAACCCAAAGGGGCGUCAGAACGAGCGGAUGGUGAUCCAGUAUCACUACACCCAGUGGCCUGACAUGGGCGUGCCGGAGUACACCCUACCUGUCCUCACUUUCAUAGGGCGCUCCUCUGCAGCACGUACACCUGACAUGGGCCCCGUCCUAGUCCACUGCAGUGCUGGAGUCGGGCGGACAGGGACGUACAUCGUCAUCGACAGCAUGCUGCAGCAGAUCAAAGACAAGAGCACAGUCAACGUCUGGGGCUUUCUCAAACACAUCCGCACGCAACGCAACUACCUGGUUCAGACAGAGGAGCAGUACGUGUUCAUCCAUGAUGCACUGAUGGAGGCCAUCCUGGGCAGUGAGACAGAGGUACCCGCUUGUCAGCUCCAUGGUUACGUCAACAGCAUCCUCACCCCUGGCCUCGGGGGCCGCACGCGCCUCGACAAGCAGUUCAGACUGCUGACCCAGUGUAACACCCACUUCAUAGAGUGCUUCAGCGCCCAGAAAGACUGCAACAAGGAGAAGAACCGCAACUCCUCAGUGGUUCCAUCGGAACGAGCUCGAGUAGGACUGGCCCCUCUCCCUGGAAUGAAAGGCACAGACUACAUCAAUGCCUCCUACAUAAUGGGUUACUAUAGGAGUAAUGAGUUCAUCAUUACCCAGCAUCCUUUGCCCCACACCACCACAGACUUCUGGAGAAUGAUCUGGGACCACAACGCCCAAAUCAUCGUCAUGCUUGCUGACAACCACGGUUUGGCUGAGGAUGAGUUUGUGUACUGGCCGAGUAGAGAGGAGGCGAUGAACUGCCUAGCCUUCACCGUCACCCUGAUCAGCAAGGACAGAUUGUGUCUCUCCAACGAAGAACAGAUCAUCAUCCACGACUUUAUACUGGAGGCCACGCAGGAUGACUAUGUCCUGGAGGUAAGACAUUUCCAGUGCCCUAAAUGGCCGAACCCAGAUGCUCCUCUCAGCAGCACCUUCGAGCUCAUCAAUGUCAUCAAAGAGGAGGCCAUGACACGAGACGGACCCACCAUCAUACACGAUGAGUUUGGGGCAGUGUCUGCGGGGACUCUGUGUGCCCUCACCACCCUGUCUCAGCAGCUGGAGAGUGAAGGGGCUGUGGAUGUCUAUCAGGUGGCUAAGAUGAUCAACCUCAUGAGGCCAGGAGUCUUCACAGACAUUGAGCACUAUCAGUACCUGUACAAGGCCAUGCUGAGCCUGGUGAGCAGCAGAGAUAGCGGGAUGUGCCCCCUCUACAUGGACAUUAAUGGAGUGGUUGUCAUAAUGGACGAAUCAGACCCUGCAGAGAGCAUGGAGUCGCUGGUCUGACUGACUGGUUACUGGACUGACUGGUUACUGGUUUGACUGGUUACUGGUUUGACUGGUUACUGAUCUGAAGGGUUCUACUGGUUACUGGUCUGACUGGUUACUGGUCUGACUGGUUACUGGUCUGACUGGUUGUAUUGGUCUGACUGGUUACUGGUCUGACUGGUUACUGAUCUGAAGGGUUCUACUGGUUACUGGUCUGACUGGUUACUGGUCUGACUGGUUACUGGUCUGACUGGUUACUGGUCUGACUGGUUACUGGUCUGACUGGUUGUAUUGGUCUGACUGGUUACUGGUCUGACUGGUUACUGGUCUGACUGGUUACUGGUCUGACUGGUUGUAUUGGUCUGACUGGUUACUGGUCUGACUGGUUGUAUUGGUCUGACUGGUUACUGGUCUGACUGGUUACUGGCUGACUGGUUACUGGUCUGACUGGAGUCAUUAGUCUGAAUGAACACACCGUAGCUCACACCACCACCCGAAGGCACUUAAUUUGUACAACUCUGAGAAACGGAGAGAACUUUGGCGGACUUUCCCGAGGCCUUUUUUGCCAGAACUAUUGGUUAAAUGAAUACCGGUAACCUGAUUACCUUUUUUUACACUGAUGAUAUAAUGUUUUUUGAUAUUUAUUUGUUUCUUCAUUAUUUUUGUCUUAUUUGUUAUCCUGCUGAGGGUUUGCACCUGUUUAAGUUGUUUCACGUGUGGAAAAAGAAAGAAGCUCUGUCCAGUUUGCACUAUACUUUCAGUGUUACUGCCUAAAACCCUGUUAGAUAAUACAGUACAGUUAGCUAGACCCUGGCUCCACGCUCCACUACCUGCAUUGGAACCCAUUUUGGAUUGUGGCAAAGAAAAUACUUUCGCCUCAAUGAAUGAAUGAACAGUGAAGACCAAGGACGACCCUACAGGUCAACAUGAUCUUCCAGGCCAAUAGAUUUCGUAACACAGACCAUCCCAGUUCAGUACAUUUUAUUACAGUACAGCUCACCCAACAUGCAUUGCAUCACUAUUAUCUGGCCAACACUUAUUUUGGAAACCCCACCUUAUCCAAGGAAAAUUUUAAUCUGUAGAGAUACUAUGUUACUUAUACAUAUUAUAACUAUAUUACCCAAAUAUCCCCGUUCAUAUUUGUAAAUUAUACCCGUUACUUAGAUUUUUUAAAAGUAGUAUUACAACUACUGUGAACAUUUAUUGCUUUAUAUUAAGAUUUAUAUUGUUUUGUAAUAUAUAUGACUAUAUCCUUUAUCAAAGUAAGCAGCUGGUUUUGUAUACUGUAUAUCAUUCCCCCUCUCGCCUUGUGUGGAUCAAGACCCAUAGUGUCCAUUUUGUCCAACCCAGCUCUACAUGUGGCUUAUCUUGCAUCAACUGUUUUACUUAAUAUAAAGUUUACUUCAUAAAAUACAGCUUUCAUCUUACCAAAUUAACGGAGUUCUCGCAGUCUUAACAUCAUCUCGAGGGGGAAGUGUUUUUCUUUCAUUAUAACCAAAGACGUGGUUGAAAAUUGCAACAAGAAAGUUGUUUGACUGUAAUUGGACUAAAAAAAUUAUAUUAUUACAUGGUUGUUGCAAUGUUACCACAACGUUCUUAGAAUGUGUUUCGGACAACAAUCAGUCACACGACUAUGGACUUUCCAUAGUGUAAAGCCCAUACUUCACCAUGUGAAAUUACGUUUGAACUGGAUUUGAACUAACCCCUACACCAAACAACAAUAUCUACUUUACUCAUUCAUACUGUACCAUGUAGCUAUACCCUGUACUUAUACAUAGAUGCUGUAGUUUCCUUCUUUUUUUCUACCUUCUUCUCUGUCCACGAGAAGCUUCUUAAAUGAAGUCACAACUCUCCAACAUUUGGAGAAAAGUCCUGACUUUAUUACAUGCUUAUUUGUCACAAUGGGAAACAGUUUUUGGCAGCCAACAACCAUUUGUUUUGCAUGUGUAACUUUUAAAUGUAUCUCCAUCAUUAUUAUUAUUAACGUUACGCUUUCUACAUAUUUCAUUUAUAACAUGAGUGUAAUUUCCUAUUUCGAAGGUAUGUACAUAUUUACUUCAAGGAUCAGUCUUCUUGGACGUUCUAAUCUUUGCUGUGUGAUCAUUAUAGACCUUUUAUUUUCAUAUGAAGCGUUUUUCUUUGUAACAGUAUCCUCCUCUCAGUCAUUGUAUUCGUGGUGAGUAUGUAGGAAUCAUGUCUCCAUGGAUACAAGUAGACUGCCAUCACCUUCCAACACAAGUCCACGACUGCUUCUAAAAUGGCAUCCUAUUCUCUAUAUAGUGCCCUACAUUUGAUCAAAAGAGGUGCACUAUAUACGGUAGGGAAUAGGAUACCAUUCGGGAUGUUCACCGUGAAUCAUUUGUUUUUCUCUCGGGGUCAAGAAUAUGUUAUUCCUCCCCAUUUUGAAUAUCAGACUUUUGCUAUAGACUUACAUCAGACCAGUGUGCGCUAUGGACGAAAAAGAUUCCGGGAGUCACUGAGUAAAGUUUGCCUCCUCAACCCAUCUAAGCAAGUUCAGCAGUUGUUCGAUUUUGUAAACGUGAAGAAAUGAAAUGGUUUGGUCCAUUUAUUAUAUUGUCAUUGUAUGAUAGUGCCAUGGUGUUGUAUUACUAUGGUACUGUCAUAUGAUAUAAUAUUAUUAUAGUGUAAUAGUGUUAUUUAAUAUGUAAAUUGUAUUGCUAUACAUUAAAUAAAGUAUGGGUUUUGAUGUA